Molecule: messenger RNA, 585 nt
Organism: Capronia coronata CBS 617.96
Lineage: Eukaryota; Fungi; Ascomycota; Eurotiomycetes; Chaetothyriales; Herpotrichiellaceae
Exons: 3
Coding region: 1-585 (194 amino acids)
Source: RefSeq, a predicted model, not a curated record
AUGAAACUCAUUGUUUCCGGCGCCAGUGGCUUCGUUGCCACAGAAGUCAUUCGCCAAAGCUUGAAUAAUCCAAGCAUAACAACAGUAGUCGCACUCGCCCGUCGUCGCAUCUCUGCGCCGGGCAAUUUGCCUCCUGAUGCAGAUGCCUCAAAGCUGCGCAGUGUUGUUGUGGACGACCUCGACCAGUAUUCUGAGGAUGUGAAAAGGCAAGUGGCUGGUGCAGAUGCUUGUAUCUGGACCCUGGCCAUCACUCCCUCCAAGUCGCGCAGCUUUCCUUGGGAGGAGGUCAAACGUGUGUGCCAUGACUACACCAUGACCGGCCUCGAAACCAUCUUCCACGCGCGCGCGGGUGACAAGCCGUCACCGUUUCGCUUCUUGUACAUCAGUGGCGUGGCUGCCGAGCGUGACCAGACCAAAAAGCCUCGUUUCAUGGCUCAGUACUCUCUUAUGCGCGGUGAAACCGAAAAUCAGGUUCUUGCUUUUGCUUCUGCACACAAGGGCGAUAUGGAGGCUAGUGUGGCCAAACCCGGCCUCAUCCUGCCACCUGGCAAUAUCUUGGCGUGGCUGAGGGCAACUCUGCUCUAA